This is a messenger RNA of Doryrhamphus excisus (bluestripe pipefish), 3384 nucleotides long. It is a transcript of the gene akap17a, whose product is annotated as A kinase (PRKA) anchor protein 17A. Gene Ontology annotation, molecular function: nucleic acid binding. NCBI's taxonomy places the organism in Eukaryota, Metazoa, Chordata, Actinopteri, Syngnathiformes, Syngnathidae. The record is from RefSeq and is a predicted model, not a curated record.
UUGGUCUGCAAUGGGGUCAAAGUUGACACUAUGCGGAAGUAGCUUCGCUUGCACUCUUCCUGCAGCCUUUAUCCUCGCUCAAAAUUAUUUUGUUGUCCUUCACCGAGAGGUUACCAAAUGUGUGAUUAAUUCUGUUUUUUUGUCAUCGCAAGAACAGCAUAUACAUUACACUGACUGAGGUUUUUUGAGCAGCUGCCGCCAUGACGACCAUCGUCCACGACACCACCGAGGCGGUGUGCCUGUCUGCAGAGUACAACAUAUACCUGAAGCCCAUCGCCAAAAUGACGGUCAGUGUGACGCUCCCGCAGCUCAAGUUACCCGGAAAAAGCAUCUCCAACUGGGAGGUGAUGGAGCGCGUGAAGGCCAUGGUGGUCCCCGACCAGUUUGCAGCGCUGCGGAUCUCCAAGAGCACCAUGGACUUCAUUCGCUUUGAGGGAGAAGUGGAAAACAAAACGGUGGUGAAAAGCCUGCUGAGUCGUCUGGAUGGAAAGAGCAUCAAACUGAGUGGAUUUACUGACGUCUUAAAGGUCCGAGCAGUUGAAAACAAAGUGGACUUCCCUACAAGGCACGACUGGGAUUCGUUCUUUCGAGAUGCCAAAGACAUGAAUGAGACCCUGCCGGGAGAGCGGCCCGACACGAUUCAUCUGGAAGGGCUGCCGUGCCGCUGGUUCAGCCAGAAACAAGGCAACUUUCCGGAUCGGCCGUCGGAGGAGGCCCUCGUUGCUGUCUUUGAGAGCUUUGGCAAGGUGCGAAACGUCGACAUCCCUAUGCUGGAUCCAUACAGGGAGGAGAUGCUGGACAAGAACUUCAAUACUUUUAGUUUCGGAGGCCACCUGAACUUUGAAGCGUACGUCCAAUACCAAGAGUACUGCGGCUUCACCAAGGCCAUGGACACACUGCGCGGGAUGAAGCUGAUGCUGAAAGGAGAUGACGGAAAGGCUGUCGCCUGCAACAUAAAGGUGAGCUUUGAUACCACCAAGCAUCUGAGCGAGCUGGCCAUAAAGAAGCGAAACAUGGAGAGACUCAAGCUGCAGGAGUUGGAAAAACAGCGAGAGGAGCAGAAACGACGGAAGAAGGAGGAGGAAGAGCGACGCAAAGAGCAGGAGCGGAAACUGAAAGAGCAGGAAGCAGAGGAGAGGGAGAGGAAGAAGGAGGAGAGGCAGCGGAAACGCGAGCAGAAGCUGCAGGAGAGAGAGGAGAGGAAGAACCUGAAGAGGGUGAGGAAGCAGCAAGAGGAGGAGCAGAAGAAGCUUCAAUUGAAGAUCGCCAUGGAGGAGAGGAGGCUGCUUCUGGCUCAGCGGAACCUGGAAUCCAUCCGGAUCAUUGCUGAGCUGCUGUCCAGAGCCAAGGCCCUCAAGCAGCAGCAGCUGGAGAAGGAACGGGCUGAACGUGAGGAACACGAAAGGCAGGAGAAGGCCCGACAGGAGGAGGAACUGGCCCGCCAGCAGCAGCUUGAGGCCCGCCGCCGCGAGCAACAGGAGGAGCUCCUCAGGGUGGAACUGGAGAAGGAGCGGGCUUUAGACCUCCAGCGGCGGGAGAAAGAGCUGAGAGAGCGGUUGCUCUCCAACAUGUUGAAGAAGAGCUGUGAGAAACCAACCGGAGAGCCCGGCUCGCAGGAGCAGGCCGAUCCUUCAGGUAGGGAGGAGGCCUCUGAUGCUGCUAGGGAAAAUGCGACGCCGGGCCAGGUGAGCGGCAUGACUGCAGUAGGGGGCAUGUCCAAACCAGGUGUCCAAAGUAGAGGAACAAAGGAAAGGAAAGGAAGUGAGAAUGUAAGGAAGACUCGCGAGGAGAAAAGGAAAGAGGAGGUGAGGAGCAGGUGCAGCGAGGACAAUGCAAGACAGCACAACAGCUCACACAGAGACCGGAGCUCUAGGAGCCGUGGGAGGAGGCGUCACUCCAGCGGGAGCAGAAGAAGGAGCUCCAGUCACCACAGGACCUCCAGUCAUCACAGGAGGAGCUACAGUCCACACCGGAACAGGAGGCGUAGUAGCCACAGCCACUGGAGCAGGAGCACCAGCUCCAGCCGGGACAGGAGCAGGAGCAGCAGUGGGAGGAGCCACAGCAGGGGGAGGAGUCGGCUUGACAACGCCCGCCGGAAAUACAGCAGAGGGAGCUCCAGGAGCAGCAGCAGGGGCAGAGACAGGAGCCGAUAUCGGCGUGGAUGCCGGAGACGCAGCUACAGCAGAGACAGGAGUCACUCCAGAAGAUAAACACACUCCUCACUUCUUCAGGAUGUUCUUCAUUUGGGCUUUUGGUGACCAAAAGCAAGAAAACGAGAAACACAGCAGUUGAUAACACUUCAAUACAAGCAGCAUGUGAAAUUUAAUGGAAUUCAAUUACAUGCCCAUUUUACUCACCUGCCGGUUUAUUAGGUACAUCCUUACUAAACAACUGAGUCCAUCUGCAUUUUUAGCCUUUAGAAAUAAAACAGAUGAUAAAUACUACUAUUGACCCUGUGAUUGACAUUGACAACCAGUCCAGGGUGUACCCCGCCUCUCGCCCAAAGACAGCUGGCAUAGGCUCCAGCACCCCCUGCGACCCUCAUGAGGAAAAAGCAGUAGAAAAUGAAUGAAUGAAUACUAAUAUUGACUCAACUAGGAGCCUCCACAAUGUUUACAAAUGACCUCCAACAAGCCCUGGGACCACCUCUCCUGCUAAGUGAAUAACACGGGAUGCUGCUCUUACACAAAUGUGUACUUUACACUUGAAGACUCCGUCUCAGGCUGCCUCCAAUAUUUCUGACGUUAGUUUUGAUGUCGUGUUUUUGCCGAGCAGCUCUGGAAAACUCAGGAUUUCAAACCCCAAGAGUGAUGCUUUAAAGGGUACAAACAUCUUUAUUUCCCAAGAGACAGACUUUUUUUGUUGUUGUUGUUGUUGUUGCAAUUGUCUGAACGAUGCUCCCCCUCACGGUGAACCAGGGUGACGGCCAGUUAGCAGGAAUAAUGACAUUACAAAGGCGGUAGAAAGAUAUGGUUUAUAAAUAUUAGUACAUAGUGAUAUGCUUGACAAACGGGAACGUGCCAUCCCAAAGUUUUACUUGAGAAAAUGUUAAUAAUGACUGGUAUCAUUUACAAAAAUACAUUUAGGACAAAGUUCAGUGGACAAAAUAAUUGUAUUUAUUUCAUGUUCUAAUGACCGUAGAUCCCUGAUGUUCCUGACUUACCUGGCAUUUUGUCAGAUAUAAGCAGAAGAAAGAGUAAUCACAGCAUAACCUCCAUAAAUAAGGGAAUGAUGGGAUUGUCUCCAUUGCUUUCAUACUUUACAUUGUAGCUCUGGCUGAGGAUACUCGUGGCUAAAGACUGCUUUUAACUGGAUUAGAGUGUUUCAAUUUGUCACGUCUGUACUGUGUAGCCGAGUCCUGGGGCUUGUUCAACAUCAGGCAGU